This is a messenger RNA of Cladocopium goreaui, 4464 nucleotides long. The record is from the annotation of a GenBank genome assembly. NCBI's taxonomy places the organism in Eukaryota, Dinophyceae, Suessiales, Symbiodiniaceae.
AUGACGGAUAGCAAGGAAGCGAUGGUUCGCUGGUUGAAAGUCCAGGAUGCGCCAUUCGGGUCGUUCCAUGCACGCCGUUUGCUGUUUGAUCGCCACAGCCGGCGACCGUUGCUCGUCGCUGAGAAAAAAGGCUCACCCUAUUUGGCUUUGGAACAGCGCAAAGCCAGAGCGCGGAGCCGCAGCUGGAAGUGCAUAGGGCAAGUUGUCCCGCAGAUUGCUGACAGUCCUCUCAGCGGUACUACGUCGACCUCCUUAAAGGACGGGCAAUCCGAUCCCAGCUGCCUUAGCUUGUCAGGCCAUGUCAGGCCAUUGGUUGUCGCUUGUGUCCCCGUGCUGCGUAUUUGUGGUGUGGUUGCACCAUGUUGCACCUCAGCCGUACAACAUUUUGACCUACAUGGCGAGGCCAAACGUGCUGUGUCAGCUACUGCUGAGGUGCACACGGGUAUCGUGGGCAGAGUGACGCGGACCAAACAGAAGGAUGUCGCGGUCUUAGGCUUUCGAAAUCACCCUCGGACGUUUGUUGUUGAACUUUUUGGCUGGAAGGUCUUCACUAGCUUGCUUGGCUUCGAGGUUCUCACACUGCACGCAGCAAGGUUGUUGGUUUGGAGGUUUUUGCCACCAGAAGAAUUCAAAUUCUGCACCAGAUUUGGGAACAGAGAACCAUAUUCCAAGCUCAUCUUUCGUGGUUUCCGCUAUUUCUGUACGGGCGGUCAGUGGUUGCAAACGCAUCUUCCUCAGACUCUGAUGUUGAGCCUGCCAUCUCUCGUAUUCCUACCCUCCCUGUGUGUCUUUGGGCUGACCGAGAUGGACCCUCAGUGGGGGGACUUCACCGAGGUCCACAGCAAGCUGUACGACGAAAUCAUGAGUUCCAUCGACCUGGUCUUCGGGCACUUCAGCGAUGGAGUUCGAGGACUUCCGGCGGAACGCCUCGGGCAGGCCAUGCGGAUCCUGGGGAUGAACCCCACGGAGGAUCAGGAUCUUUGGCCGCAGAUUGUCUACAAACACUUGGCAGAUCUUGGUCGCCCAUACAUCGACCAAGCGACGUUUCACCGUUUCAUCCAGGACGAAUUGACAAAGUAUCUCGAACAGGUUCAGGCUGUGGUUGACUAUUUGAAGCAAUAUGAUACGGACAACAAGGGCGCCUUGUCCACUGAAGAAGUUCAAGCAGCGAUCAGAGGAAGUGAGCUGAGCCAGAAGAAGCUCCAGGCAAGUGUCGCAAAGAUGGCAAGUAACAGUAAAGGUCAGCUGGAUAUUGUGGAGCUGGCAACGUGUUUUCUGGAGCUGGGUGACUCUGAGGACAUGCUUGAGCCAUCGGAGGCAGAGAAAGAGAGAGCAUCUGCGAGCGAAGCAGAUAGCAAAGCAGUCGAAAUUCAGGUGGUCAAAGAUGAUGUAUCAGCUGAUGCCGAGGAGAGCGCCAGUGGCCCAGCAGCCUACAGCACGAUGUUCAACGACAUCAUCGCUUCCACGAACGCGGUCUUCAGAUAUUUCUCCCAGCCUUCUGGAGUUCCCGCGGAACGACUUGGACAUGCCAUGGCUAUUCUUGGGAUGAAGCCCACGGAAGAUGAGGUCAAAAAGCAUUUGGCAGAUCUCGGUGGUCCAAAAUACAUUGACCAAAAGAUGUUUCACCGUUUCAUAGAGGAGGAAUUGGGAAAGCUGAUUCCGAAAGUUCAGGAAUUGCUGGACUAUCUAAAGCAGUUCGACACGGACGGUAAAGGCGCAUUGUCAGAGGAAGAGCUGCAAGAAGUGAUGAGAGGAAGUGAGCUGAGCCAGGACAAAGUCCAGGCCAGUCUUCGGAAGCUGCCGAGGAACAGUGAAGGUCACCUAGACAUCGUGAAACUGUCCAAGUACUUCUUGGAGCUUGGCAACUCUCAGGUUGAAGCUGACGACUCGAUUCCUGGUACAGCGAAAACUAGGCAGGAUGUCGCCUCCCAGGUGCGAGAAGCCAUUGCCAAAGCGGCCGACGCAGAAGCUCGAUACGGCUUGAAAGAUCCACAGGCUUUCGCCCAAUUCCUACAAGAUUCGGAUGUUCGGUUGGUACGAGCCAAGUACUUGGUAGACUUGGUUCUCUCCAAACGGCCGUUGCCGAGACGGCAAGAAGCAGAAACCGAGACCUUCACGUGCGGUGGCGAGCCUCAGAGUGCGUUGGUGACGCACGAAGAAGUGCAAAAUUGGGCCAAGGGGACCCAGGAGGCGAUCAUUUGUUCCAUUUCCCACGCCUGGGAAACCAGGGAACAUCCAGAUCCGUGUCGGCACCAAUUGCAGCACAUCGUCAAUCAUACGGGAUUGUACGGUGCUGCAUUCGAAGCAGACAUUUGGAUCUUCUAUGAUUACAGCUCGCUCUUCCAAUACGAAAGAACCACCUCACAUGAAGAGAAGAGCUUUCGAAAGGCGAUGAACAACAUGCACCUCAUGUAUGCUCACGAAUGCACUUUGACAUUCAGGAUCGAAACCCUUACUCCAGAGCAUGUUUGGAACACCAUGCUGGCUGAUGAAAAAGCUGUUGUCCGAGUGUAUGAUGCAGGCAGCAAGACUCUGAAAGAGAAGCCCUUGAAGCUCUUGGAAGCCAACAGAACUCCAUACUUACAACGAGGGUGGUGUAUGGCAGAAAUCGAAUGGUCAUCUCUGAGAGGAGUGAAUGCACAACAUCAACACAUCGACAGGCCGAAGGAUCCGAAGUCUGAGACGCAGAAAUCCGAUCAUCUCAAUGGGAGAGUGCCUAUGAUCCCUGAGAAUUUCAGGCAGCAAAUGGAGCAAGCAAAGUUCACCCAUCGCUCGGAUGCUGACGCAGUGAUCUAUUUGCAACAGAAGAUUUUCAGGGAGAAGGUGAUCGAAUGUCAACACUUGGUGUUGGAAGGCCUUCCGGCCCAAGAGAUCUUGGCACUAGCGCGUGCGCUCCCACACUACGAAAAUCUGAAGAGCCUGACGGUGAGGAGGUUUCGAUGUGGUGAGGAAGAGGCAACGUCCCUAGGGAAGGCUUUGGCAUCACGUCAAGUGGAGACGCUUGAAAUCAGCUGGGGCAUCGGUGAAAGUGGCCGAUUCAUGGUGAAGGCUCUCGCAGAAGCCUUGAAGAUCAAUAGCUCCGUGCGGGACAUGAAUUUGGCAUGUAAUGAGAUUGGUGCCGAGGGAGCUCAGGCUCUCGCAGAAGCCUUGAAGAUCAAUAGCUCCGUGCGGGACAUGAAUUUGGUAGGGAAUGGCAUCUGUGACGAGGGAGCUCAGGCUCUCGCGGAAGCCUUGAAGACGAAUAGCUCCGUGCGGGACAUGAAUUUGGCAUAUAACAUGAUUGGUCCCGAGGGAGCUCAGGCUGUUGCAGACGCCCUGCAGAGGAAGACUUGGACUGACGGUGACCUGGACGACAGUGACUUGGACGACGGAGCCAAGGAGAGUGAUGAUCAAGUCCCCGGCAGACGCCCUUUUGAAGCACCGGUUCGUCUUCAGGCACUGGCUGAAGCUUUGAAGACGAACAAAUCCGUGACAAGCAUCAACCUGCGUAGCAAUUCCAUCGGCGAUGAGGGAGUGAAGGCACUAGCUGAAGCUUUGAUGACGAACACUUCCGUGACAAGCAUCGACCUGUCUGGCAAUUCCAUCGGCGCUGAGGGAGUGAAGGCACUAGCUGAAGCUUUGAUGACGAACACUUCCGUGACAAGCAUCGACCUGUCUUACAAUUCCAUCGGCGAUGAGGGAGUGAAGGCACUGGCUGAAGCUUUGAAGACGAACACUUCUGUGACAAGCAUCAACCUGCGUAGCAAUUCCAUCGGCGAUGAGGGAGUGAAGGCACUAGCUGAAGCUUUGAUGACGAACACUUCCGUGACAAGCAUCGACCUGUCUGGCAAUUCCAUCGGCAAUGAGGGAGUGAAGGCACUAGCUGAAGCUUUGAUGACGAACACUUCCGUGACAAGCAUCGACCUGUCUGGCAAUUCCAUCGGCAAUGAGGGAGUGAAGGCACUAGCUGAAGCUUUGAUGACGAACACUUCCGUGACAAGCAUCGACCUGUCUGGCAAUUCCAUCGGCGCUGAGGGAGUGAAGGCACUAGCUGAAGCUUUGAUGACGAACACUUCCGUGACAAGCAUCAACCUGUCUGGCAAUUCCAUCGGCGCUGAGGGAGUGAAGGCGCUAGCUGAAGCUUUGAAGAAGAACAUCUCCGUGACAAGCAUCUACCUGCUUGGCAAUUCCAUCGGCGAUGAGGGAGUGAAGGCACUAGCUGAAGCUUUGAAGACGAACACUUCCGUGACAAGCAUCAACCUGCUUGGCAAUUCCAUCGGCAAUGAGGGAGUGAAGGCACUGGCUGAAGCUUUGAAGACGAACACUUCCGUGACAAGCACCAACCUGCAAUGCAAUUCCAUCGGCAAUGAGGGAGUGAAGGCACUGGCUGAAGCUUUGAAGACGAACACUUCCGCCUUGAAGCAAGUGAUCGAGGAAAAGAAGAAGAUGGGUUUCGAGCUAGACAUCAGAUUCAAUCUCAGCUGA